Molecule: messenger RNA, 3338 nt
Organism: Nelumbo nucifera (sacred lotus)
Lineage: Eukaryota; Viridiplantae; Streptophyta; Magnoliopsida; Proteales; Nelumbonaceae
Product: Polynucleotidyl transferase, ribonuclease H fold protein with HRDC domain-containing protein
Biological process (GO): nuclear polyadenylation-dependent snoRNA catabolic process; nuclear polyadenylation-dependent snRNA catabolic process; histone mRNA catabolic process
Cellular component (GO): nuclear exosome (RNase complex); nucleolus
Molecular function (GO): single-stranded RNA binding; 3'-5'-RNA exonuclease activity; nucleotide binding
Source: RefSeq, a predicted model, not a curated record
GGUUAGAGAGCGAGCUUUAUUACUUCUUAUUCCACGUUUCGUAUGGACUUUGAAAAGCAAAACCAGAGAAAAUGUUUGGAGGUCGUUCUAAUGGUUGAUGGCGGCACUUAAACCCUAAACCAUAAACCAAGAGAGGCCCUAGAAAGUACGAACUCUAGAUCCGUACACAAAUGUUCUAUGCUCGAUACAUAUAUUCUUGAACCUGCGGUGGCUGCUGAAUCGAAACCCUAGACAAUCGUUUUCUUCUUGAUGCAAAUGGGCAGCGAAGCAAUGGAGAUGGGGAUGGAGAAGUCAUCGAAGAAAAAGGCGGAGACUCUGCAAGCGUUGGCUACUGGUCCUUUAUCAUCUUCGAUUGCGAAGCUUUCAGGUUCUUCAAGAGGUAUUCCUUCGGACAAGGAUUUUCAUUUCUUUUACAACUUCGACGAGUUCAAGACACCUAUUAGGGAAAUAGCCGAAAAGUCUGAAUCGUUGUUGAAAAGCAUUGGUUCGUCGAGGUCACUUUGGGGGAAAGAAUUGAUUUUUCCGGAGGAUUCAGAGGAAGCUUAUGAUUGGCUGGUUAAUGUUAGUGACGAGGUCCUUGAGAGAUGUGAUGUUUCGAUGGAUGAGUUUCAGAGAUUGAGGAAGAAAGAAGAGGAAAGCGGGAGGAGUAUGAGUUCGAUGAAUACUGACGAUGGGUUUCAGUUGGUUUAUGGGAAGAAGAAAAAGGGAGUUAGUCGUAGUAUGGAGAAAAAGGAGGAGCAUGAUUCAAAUCCUUCCACGGCGGUUAAAGUGGCUUCGAGGGACAAAAAAACUACUGGGGCACGACCGCGCGUGCCAUUCCAUAUACCAACCAUUCCUCGACCUCAAGAUGAAUUCAGUAUAUUGGUUAACAACUCGAAUCAGCCUUUCGACCAUGUCUGGUUGCGCAAAAGCGAGGAUGGGAGUAGAUUUUUACAUCCUCUGGAAGAACUCUCAGAGCGGGAUUUUGUUGAUAGAAAAACUGGGAAUGUUGAACCAGUAAAACCACUCCCAUUAGAGAGUACACCUUUUAAGCUUGUGGAAGAUGUCAAGGAUUUGAAGGAGUUAGCUGCCAAAUUGCGUGAAGUGAAUGAGUUUGCAGUUGAUUUGGAACACAACCAGUAUAGGUCCUUCCAAGGAAUGACUUGCUUGAUGCAAAUUUCUACGAGAAUGGAAGAUUUUGUAGUAGACACACUAAAACUUCGUGUUCAUAUUGGUCCUCAUCUAAGGGAAAUAUUCAAAGACCCCUCUAAGAAAAAGGUCAUGCAUGGAGCAGAUCGGGAUAUAGUGUGGCUGCAACGGGACUUCGGAAUAUACAUCUGCAAUUUGUUUGAUACUGGCCAGGCUUCAAGGAUAUUGCAAUUGGAGAGGAACAGUCUGGAGUAUCUUCUGCACCAUUUUUGUGGAGUUACUGCAAACAAAGAAUACCAAAAUGCAGAUUGGAGAUUACGCCCUCUACCUGACGAAAUGAUCAGAUAUGCAAGAGAAGAUACACAUUUUCUGUUGUACAUUUAUGAUCUGAUGAAAGCAAGGUUAUUUGCAUUAUCUGCCGACUCUGAAAAUGGUGAUGCUUUGCUGUUAGAGGUAUACAAGCGUGGUUAUGACAUAUGUCUGCAGCUUUAUGAGAAAGAGCUCUUUACAGACACUUCAUAUCUCUACAUAUAUGGGUUACAGGGGGCUAAUUUCAAUGCUCAACAGCUUGCUAUUGUUAAUGGUCUUUGUGAAUGGAGGGAUGUUGUUGCUCGUGCAGAGGAUGAAAGUACGGGCUAUAUAUUGCCAAAUAAAGCAUUGCUUGAGAUAGCCAGGGAGAUGCCCCUCACAAAUGGCAAGCUGCGCCGAUUGGUGAAGUCGAAACAUCCUUACGUUGAGCGCAAUCUUGGUACUGUGGUUAGCAUAAUCAGGAGUUCAAUCCAAAAUGCUGCUGCUUUUGAAGUUGUUGCUGAACAGCUAAAGAAGGGUCGUUUAGAAAUGGUACAUGAGGAGAACACAGAAACAGUUCAAAAUGGAACCGGAACCUUAUCUUCAGGAAAUCUAACAAGCAUGCAAAAUGCAUCUGCUCAAACAGAAAUGAUUAAUAGCAAUAGUGGCACUGGAGUAAACUGGAAGAUGAACAAAUAUCCAGUGGCUUCUCUGCAAGUCAAGGAAGAGCCCUUAGAGCUUGGUGGUAGUGUUGUUGAGUGUGGUAGGGAUGAACAGAGGCAGCAUGAGCUACUUGGUGAAACUGGAAAAAUCGAGAAUGAAAGGGGCAGCUGUUCAUCACAACUUCCAAAUGAAAAUCCCAUCACAUUGAGGCAUAUGGAUACUGGGGCAACUAUUCAAGUGUUGAAGAAGCCAAGCUGUUCUUUUGGAGCACUGCUAGGGAAUUCUUCCUCAAAGAGAAAGCUUAAUCAGGUUCAGAAGAACAUGGCGGAGCUCAAGGUGGAGCAAAUCAAGUUAUCUGUAAAUCUUCCAUUUCAUACAUUCUCAGGCGGGGAUGAACAUUCGAAAUCACUUACGCAGGAGAGCAUUAAACCAUUGAAAAGUCUUGAUGCAGAGGAAGCCGUUGCCAGGCCACCUGGUGUUACUGACUUUGAAGAGAUAAUUUCACUUGAAAUUGAUUCAAAUGACCAGGAAGAUUGUGUCUCGACAGAAGCUAGAAAUGGUUUAGAACACAGAGAAAAUUAUAGUCCUGAAAUUUCUGUUUUGGAUACAGAUAUAGGAGGUAAGCCUAUGUCUCUUUCUGAUUUAUCCUCGAGUUUCCAGAAAUGCUUCCAGUCAAUAAAUCAGUCCAGAAACAAUAGAGAGAUUCAGAGAUCCGCAGAUUCAGAUGGUGGUUUGCAGUUGAAACCAUUCGAUUAUGCAGCAGCAAGAAAACAUGUUACAUUUGGGGGGGAUCAAAAGGAAGAAACUGGAAUGGAGGGUGAAGGCAAAAAUCUGCAUGACUCGGGGGGAAGGAAUAACACUAAAGCUACUAGUAGUGUUCCAAAAGAAGAAAGCAAUGAUUCUCAACAGGCCAGACGACGUCAGGCUUUUCCAGCCACGGGGAACCGUAGUGCAACAUUCUGCUAAGCCUUGGUACAAAGGCUACAAGCGUACGGUUUUAUUCGUAGAAAUGCUAUGGAAAAUGAGCCUUUGAGUCAAUUGGUGCUGAACUGAAGGAGAAAUAAAGUAAAUAGAAAAGUAAAACGAUAUACAAAGUUCAUCUUUGUACAGCUCAAAUUAUGAUUUCAACUCAGCCUAAUUUUUGAAAAUUUCGUGUAUGGUUAUUAGUUCGGCACUUGUCAGUGUAAUGCUAUUGUUAUGGUCAUUUAAGCCCAUGAAGGCUUUAGCAGCGUAUGGUGCAUGGUUUUUUGGUUUGAUAA